Cucurbitaria berberidis CBS 394.84 is the source of this 252-nucleotide messenger RNA. Its product is annotated as small nuclear ribonucleoprotein-like protein E. The annotation marks the transcript as partial. The record is from RefSeq and is a predicted model, not a curated record. The transcript has 2 exons. Gene Ontology annotation, molecular function: RNA binding. Gene Ontology annotation, biological process: mRNA splicing, via spliceosome; spliceosomal snRNP assembly. Gene Ontology annotation, cellular component: U4 snRNP; U2 snRNP; U1 snRNP. Lineage: Eukaryota; Fungi; Ascomycota; Dothideomycetes; Pleosporales; Cucurbitariaceae.
GUCCUCCUCCCUCCGAUCAACUUCAUCUUCAAGCUCCUCCAGUCACGAGCAACGAUAUCAGUAUGGCUGUAUGAGAACCUGGGGCUGCGCAUCGAGGGAAAGCUACGAGGCUUCGAUGAGUUCAUGAACCUCGUUAUUGACGAGGCCGUCGAGGUUACCCUGGCCAAGAAGGAUGCGCCAGAGGAGAGGCGCAACAUUGGUCAAAUCCUGCUCAAGGGCGACAACAUCUCUCUCAUUCAGCAAUUACAAUAA